AUGGACGAUCAAGUUAGAAGUGUAUCAAUUAUUGAGGAACUGCCAUCAGAUUUGAUCCUACGUAUCCUUAAAUCCGACUGCUUGAGCGUGUCUGAUUUUGCUUGUCUAGAGAUAACUUGCACAACAUUCGGUGGAAUCAGAGAACAGCUUCACCCUAUAUUAAAUUUCCGAUCUUUAGUUGAUUUGGCAGCCUUUCGUCUUUGUGAAUCUCAUCCAAUAUACUCAUGUUUGAACGAAACUCGAAAAAAAAAGUUUUUGUGUAGGAUGGGCAACAACUGGAAACAAGCAUUAAAUUUCUUGCGAUCUGUAGAAGAAUGCUCAGAUAUUGUUCAGAGUAAAUCAAGAUCAAGUUAUAUACAAGUGACAUCAGGAAUUACUUUUACAAUUGUGUUGAAGGAUCAUUCGGUGUACAUUUCGGGUCGUCAUUCUUUUGGUUCCAUUAUAUUGGAGGACUAUUUAAAACAUCAACAGUUUACUCGGAUUAGUUUCGACCAGCCGCCUUUAACAUCAUAUGUGGAUAAUAUAGUCUCUGUCUCUGCCAUGUAUCAACAUGCUGCUUUUAUUACGCAAUCAGGAGAGGUUUUUACAUAUGGUGACAAUUCGUCAGGUUGUUGUGGGUAUACAACAGGUGGUGAUAUUGACAAUCAAAUUCUUAGACCUCGGCUUGUGGAAGGUGCAUUGAAGGGAAUCCCUUGCAAGCAAGUUGUAGUCAGUUAUAAAUUCACUGUGUUUCUUACUAGAGAGGGUCGAGUAUAUACUUGUGGGCUGAACCAAUAUGGUCAGCUUGGUCAUGGAGAUAUGGUGGAUAGAUCGACACCUAUGUUAGUAGAAUCGCUUUUAGAUUGUUUAGUAGUUCAGGUUUCAGCUGGUAUAACUUUCACAUUAGUUGUAACUAGCGAUGGCAACUUGUAUUCAUUUGGGUCGGGCGAGUAUUGGUGUUUGGGUCACGGAGUUCAAAAGAAUGAGCUACGCCCUCGUCUGGUUGAGUUCUUUAAAAGAAGGGAUAUUCACAUUCUUAGAGUCUCUGCGGGAGUUAAUCAUGUUGUAGCUCUCGAUUCUAAUGGAUCGGUAACUAAUUAA
Impatiens glandulifera is the source of this 1080-nucleotide messenger RNA. RefSeq names its product PH, RCC1 and FYVE domains-containing protein 1-like. Bases 1 to 1080 code for a protein of 359 amino acids. The record is from RefSeq and is a predicted model, not a curated record. The transcript has a single exon. NCBI's taxonomy places the organism in Eukaryota, Viridiplantae, Streptophyta, Magnoliopsida, Ericales, Balsaminaceae.